AAGUACUUAGGGAGGUGUGUUAUAUCAAUGGCGCGCAUUAGCCUUGUUUUUUCAGUUUUUCUUCUGGCUUUGAUCUUUCAAGUACCAUCUUUGGAAGGUAGAAAGCUUUUAGAGGUGGCAAAGAAAGAAGUCCCAUCUUUGAAGGCCAAUUUGAUUGUUCCAUGUGCCCCUCCCAAGGACACUAUAGCUCCAAAUUCUCUUCAUCAGCAUGGCAACGCUAUAACUAAUGAGGAAAGGCUGAUUACUCUUCAUCUUGCUAGAAUUGAUAGAAUAUUAGGUUCAAACCCAAGUCCUGGUGCCCGACACUACUAAACACAUUUGUCUCCCCUCGUCCCCCAUGCAUGGAUCUUAGCUUUGAAGUCGAUCAUGCACUUAUCUCCAUAUCUCUUUACUCAUUUGUAAUUCAGGUUUGCCUCUAAUCUUGUCUGCACUAGAAGAACAAUUAGUUUCCGCAUGUUGUUAUUAACUCAUAAUGAGGAAUAAAGAUAAACACUCUUU
Rubroshorea leprosula is the source of this 498-nucleotide messenger RNA. Lineage: Eukaryota; Viridiplantae; Streptophyta; Magnoliopsida; Malvales; Dipterocarpaceae. The record is from the annotation of a GenBank genome assembly.